AAGAGGGGAGCAGAGGGGAGCAAUCCCAUGUGAUAGCGCAAGCUCUCGCACAUUUCAUUCUGCUGGCAAGACAACGUGUGAUCACGCUGCGACGAUUUUCAAUUACUUUUGUGACUAGAAUAUCUUAACCAACAACUUUUCCUUUUCCAUUAAAUAAAGAUGCAUAGAUUACCAACUGUUUUGCGUAGCACAGCUUUGCGGCAACUACAAGCCCGUUCAUAUGCUAAAGAUGUCCGUUUUGGAUCAGAAGUUAGGGCUCUUAUGUUACAAGGUGUAGAUAUAUUAGCGGAUGCUGUUGCAGUAACGAUGGGUCCAAAGGGACGUAAUGUUAUCUUAGAACAAAGUUGGGGAAGUCCAAAAAUUACCAAAGAUGGUGUCACGGUAGCUAAGGGAGUGGAACUAAAAGAUAAGUUCCAAAAUAUUGGAGCAAAACUGGUGCAAGACGUAGCGAAUAACACAAAUGAAGAAGCAGGUGAUGGGACAACUACAGCGACAGUUUUGGCUAGAGCCAUUGCUAAAGAUGGUUUUGAAAAAAUUAGUAAAGGUGCCAAUCCUGUAGAAAUAAGAAGAGGUGUUAUGUUGGCUGUUGAUAAAGUCAAAGAUGAAUUGAAGGCAUUGAGUAAACCGGUGACAACACCAGAGGAAAUAGCACAAGUAGCAACUAUUUCAGCCAAUGGUGAUAAAGCCAUUGGUAAUCUUAUUUCUGAUGCUAUGAAAAAAGUUGGAAAAGAAGGGGUGAUCACUGUAAAAGAUGGUAAAACAUUAUACGACGAACUAGAAGUUAUAGAAGGAAUGAAAUUUGAUAGGGGCUACAUAUCUCCCUACUUCAUAAACUCUAGUAAAGGAGCAAAAGUUGAAUUCCAGGAUGCACUGUUACUUUAUAGCGAAAAAAAGAUAUCCUCCGUACAGUCCAUUAUUCCUGCAUUAGAAUUAGCAAACUCACAGAGAAAACCACUUGUUAUCAUAGCAGAAGAUAUUGAUGGAGAGGCUUUAUCGACGCUUGUAGUGAACAGAUUGAAAAUCGGUUUGCAAGUAGCUGCAGUUAAAGCCCCUGGUUUUGGAGAUAAUAGAAAGGCGACGCUUCAGGAUAUGGCUAUCGCGACUGGAGGAAUCGUGUUUGGCGAUGAUGCGAAUCUCGUUAAGAUAGAAAAUGUACAGUUAUCUGAUUUGGGUGAAGUAGGCGAAGUUGUAAUUACAAAAGAUGAUACGCUCCUUCUGAAAGGCAAAGGCAAGAAGAAUGAUAUUGAACACAGAGCAGAUGUAAUUAGAGAUCAGAUUGCCAAUACAACAUCUGACUAUGAAAAAGAAAAAUUACAAGAGCGUUUGGCAAGAUUGGCAUCAGGAGUUGCAGUUUUAAGAGUCGGCGGAAGCAGCGAAGUGGAAGUUAAUGAAAAGAAAGAUCGCGUUCACGAUGCUCUUAAUGCUACUCGUGCUGCAGUGGAAGAAGGCAUUGUUCCUGGAGGUGGAACCGCCCUUUUGAGAUGUAUUCCAGCCCUUCGUAGUAUGAAAGCAUUAAAUAGUGAUCAAGAAACGGGUAUUAAGAUAGUGGCAAGUGCAUUACGUAUGCCAUGUUUGCAGAUUGCUCAGAAUGCAGGAGUGGACGCUAGUGUUGUGGUAGCGAAAGUCAGUGAAAGCAAUCUCGGUUAUGACGCAUUGAAUGAUGAAUAUGUUGAUAUGAUUGAAAAAGGUAUCAUUGACCCAACUAAGGUAGUCCGUACAGCGCUUACCGAUGCCGCGGGUGUUGCGUCGUUACUUACGACGGCGGAAGCGGUAGUGGCUGAAUUGCCGAAAGAAGAACCUCAGAUGCCAAUGGGCGGUGGUGGAAUGGGUGGAAUGGGUGGUAUGGGUGGUAUGGGAGGCAUGGGCAUGUAACUGAGUGAAAUCCCGUACAAAGACUGAAUUUCGUACAGUAAUUAACGUUUGGCAACAUUACAAUUCAAUCACGAUAUUAAUUGUGUGUUAUACAUUGCGGUUCGUAUUGCAAAUAACACGACUAUAAUGUGCCGAUUGAAUAAUCGAAAAAAGCGGAACGCUUAGAAACAGUUGUACUUUAAAACAGAAGAUGAAGACAUAGAGACUAAGUUUUUGCCUGUGCGUUAAAAUAUUUGUUCUAGAAUCAUUUGUUUUUGUAUUUUCUUUCUGCAUUUCGAGCAUUAUCGUUUCAUUGGAUACAUGCUACAACGAAAGUUACUUUUUCACUUAAAUAUAUUUUAUGCCAACAACUUACUCUGCCGUUACGUAACAUAAUGUAACAAAUUAUAACAUGUAAGAGAAAUAACAGAAAUUUUGAGUAAAAAAAGAAAAUGAAUUAUAAAAUCUAUGAAACGUUUGAGUUAAUACACAUUGUUCGCCGUUGUCUUCUUCAUGUAAAAAAACUAUUAUAUUAGAAUGUUUAUUAAAUUAAUUGCAUUUUUUCACUCUAUUAGUAAGAAAUUGUAAAAAAAUAUUCUUCGGAAAUCAUAAGAAGGGUCGAAAUACCAAUAUCCUCUGAUGCAUUUUUAUAUAAUUUUUCAUCUGUAGGGGUGAAAUAGAAUACAAGUGUACAAACGUA
Messenger RNA from Osmia lignaria (orchard mason bee), 2551 nucleotides. RefSeq names its product heat shock protein 60A. Gene Ontology annotation, biological process: protein refolding. Gene Ontology annotation, molecular function: ATP-dependent protein folding chaperone; ATP binding. The record is from RefSeq and is a predicted model, not a curated record. Lineage: Eukaryota; Metazoa; Arthropoda; Insecta; Hymenoptera; Megachilidae.